CGCGCUGUGUGUAUCGUCGGUUCAUAUAAAUUCCACGUCGCAGUCUGUUCGGCUUUGUUCGUUUUUGUUCGGGUUUGUUCGGGUUUGUUCGGGUUACAGACUGGUCGACUGUGCUCAGGAGAAUAUCACAGCACAGGUGAGACUGUCGCCUGCGUGUCAGUGAAGAAAGAGACAACGGAACAGCAGCUUCUGGAAUAAGAAGCCGCCCAGAUCAAUCUGAGCAGUUUAACAUUGAAAGCCACCAAAGAGAGUCUCCCUGUGUAAGGAUAAGGAUCUCUCCCCUCUCAGGUUCUCUGCCUGGACAGCCCUCCACAACCUCCAUCUGAGCAGUCAUCAUCUACUGGGUCCGGCCAGCUGUGCUUACCGUCCUCAUUACAGGCUUUUUCUCACCUUUAACCCUGCAAACGCUGGCACAGCGGCACUUUAGGAUUGGUAGUCAUGAGUGAAUUCUGGUUGUGCUUUAACUGCUGCAUCGCUGAACAGCCACAGCCGAAGCGGCGGAGGCGUAUUGACAGGAGUAUGAUUGGGGAACCUACAAACUUUGUCCACACAGCACAUGUGGGUUCUGGAGAUGUGUUCAGUGGCAUGGACUCUGUGAACUCAAUUCAGAACCAAAUGCAGUCAAAAGGUGGAUAUGGACAUGAGACCAUGCCCAUCAAUAUGCAGAUGCAGCUAGUGGACACAAAAGCAGGAUAAUGGCUAACUUGAUGAGGCCUCCUUUGAUGCUUGCCAUGGCCUCUGUCUACCAAUGACAACUCCCAACUUCCACCUGUUCUUGUCCAGCAAACACAUGGACCAUUGUGAACUCCAUAGGACUGAGGACGCUUUGUUUAUGAGCAUCGGUGUCCUCUUCGCCCUGUAACGGACGCUUGCAUGCCCCUUCAUCUCCCACCUUGCAGUGCAUUGUGUAACUUUGCCUCCCAUGUCUGUGGUUUGCUGUGAACAGCUCACUCUCAGCACUCAUACGUGAAGGUCUGGAACCUGCGAGUACAGGCAGUUUUCUUUCUGGAUUUGUUAGAUUUUUUUUUUCGUCACACGCUCGGUUGAGUUUAAAGACUGGUGCAAAGGACCUCAAAAAUACUUGCAAGCGCUGGCCAUGUGGUGCCAAAAUGCUCAGUUAAUGGAAUAAUGACUGUGUUCUGACCAGACGUACCUUUGUUUUUGAUUCAGACCCAGAUCAAUGGUGUUAUGUAAGAAGUUGGAUUAUUUUGCUGUUUACAUCAUUUCAUAUCACAUUCCAUCUCAUCUGUCUUUGCGCUUCCUUGUGGUAAUAUGUUUAUUUCAACGAUGUUAAAAUGCAGAACUGGCAUUUCUGUCACCGGGCUGCUGUAAGUGUUCUACCAUAAGUUUGAUGUAAAUGCUUAAGUUAUAGUCAUUUGCUGUACAGUCUAUGUGAAAAUGACAGUGUAGUCUAUGUCCUGAUGAUCUGUGCUGAUAUGUCAUUUCAGUUUAUUUAGAAAUUUUUCUGUGAAAGACAAAAACAGAUGGGUCGUUCUUUGAUUAGUGUUGCCAUCAGCUAGGAAGACAUAUUCCUAUAUAUUUAUAGACUGCAAUGUUCAGGGUGUAUUCCUGCCUUGUGGCCAGUGCUUUCAAAUGGUGCUGGACCCACGGUGUUACAGUUUCAGCGCUUAAUAAACACAAUUUGUUUUAAAGAA
Trichomycterus rosablanca is the source of this 1655-nucleotide messenger RNA. It is a transcript of the gene cdc42se2, whose product is annotated as CDC42 small effector 2. NCBI's taxonomy places the organism in Eukaryota, Metazoa, Chordata, Actinopteri, Siluriformes, Trichomycteridae. The coding region runs from base 439 to 696 and encodes 85 amino acids. Gene Ontology annotation, biological process: regulation of Rho protein signal transduction. The record is from RefSeq and is a predicted model, not a curated record. Gene Ontology annotation, cellular component: plasma membrane. The transcript is spliced from 5 exons. Gene Ontology annotation, molecular function: small GTPase binding.